GCGCCUGGCGGAAGCGGCUCCCGGGCUGCGGCGUCCCGGCCGCGAGCCGGAAACCGGCUCCGGAGGCUCCGCGGUGGCCGGCGUGACCGGCUCCUACCAGACAGCUGGCGCACGAGCUAGUGCGUGAACUUAGUUUGGUAACUAGACCAGCACGCGGCCCCGCAGGUUUUACUGCGAAACUCUCUUUGUGAAUUGAAAUGUUGUAGUCGGUGCGGUUUCCCGGAGGAUGAUAAUGAAGAUAAUUCAAAUGAUGGGACCCAACCAUCCAAAAGGAGGCGAAUGGGCUCAGGAGAUAGCUCUAGGAGUUGUGAGACUUCAAGUCAAGAUCUUGGCUUUAGCUACUAUCCAGCAGAAAAUUUGAUAGAGUACAAAUGGCCACCUGAUGAAACAGGAGAAUACUAUAUGCUUCAAGAACAAGUCAGUGAAUAUUUGGGUGUGACCUCCUUUAAACGGAAAUAUCCAGAUUUAGAGCGACGAGAUUUGUCCCAUAAGGAGAAACUCUACCUGCGGGAGCUGAAUGUCAUCACAGAGACGCAGUGCACUCUAGGUUUAACAGCAUUGCGCAGUGAUGAAGUGAUUGAUUUAAUGAUAAAAGAAUAUCCAGCCAAACAUGCUGAAUAUUCUGUUAUUUUACAAGAAAAAGAACGUCAGCGAAUUACAGAUCAUUAUAAAGAGUAUUCUCAAAUGCAACAACAGAAUACUCAGAAGGUUGAAGCCAGCAAAGUGCCUGAGUACAUUAAGAAAGCUGCCAAAAAAGCAGCUGAAUUUAACAGCAACUUAAACCGGGAACGUAUGGAAGAAAGAAGAGCUUAUUUUGACUUGCAGACACACGUUAUCCAGGUGCCUCAAGGGAAGUACAAAGUGUUACCGACAGAGCGAACCAAGGUCAGUUCUUACCCAGUGGCCCUCAUCCCCGGACAGUUCCAGGAAUAUUACAAAAGGUACUCACCAGAUGAGCUGCGGUAUCUGCCGUUAAACACCGCACUUUAUGAGCCCCCUCUGGAUCCUGAGCUCCCGGCCCUAGACAGCGAUGGCGAUUCAGAUGAUGCCGAGGAUGGUCAAGGCGAUGAGAAACGGAAACAUAAAGGCACUUCGGACAGCUCCUCCGGCAACGUGUCUGAAGGGGAAGGCCUUCCUGACAGCCAGGAGGAGCCUUUCCAGGGAAGACAGAGAUCCAAGGACAAAGCUGCUACUCCAAGAAAAGAUGUUUCCAAACGUUCUGUACUGUCCAAGUCAGUCCCUGGGUACAAGCCAAAGGUCAUUCCAAAUGCUCUAUGUGGAAUUUGUCUGAAGGGUAAGGAGUCCAACAAGAAAGGGAAGGCUGAAUCACUUAUACACUGCUCCCAGUGUGAGAACAGUGGCCAUCCUUCUUGCCUGGAUAUGACCAUGGAGCUUGUUUCUAUGAUUAAGACCUACCCAUGGCAGUGUAUGGAAUGUAAAACUUGCAUUAUAUGUGGACAACCCCACCACGAAGAAGAAAUGAUGUUCUGUGAUGUGUGUGACAGAGGUUAUCAUACUUUUUGUGUGGGCCUUGGUGCUAUUCCAUCAGGUCGCUGGAUUUGUGACUGUUGUCAGCGAGCCCCCCCAACACCCAGGAAAGUGGGCAGAAGGGGGAAAAACAGCAAAGAGGGAUAAAAUAUGGAUUUAAAUGAAAUAUUUGGUGCCAACUUAUUUACAUUCUCAAUUUUAUGCCAAUAAAAGAUUCUGAAAUUAACUAUGUGCUUAAAA
Mirounga angustirostris (Northern elephant seal) is the source of this 1728-nucleotide messenger RNA. RefSeq names its product PHD finger protein 10 (gene PHF10). NCBI's taxonomy places the organism in Eukaryota, Metazoa, Chordata, Mammalia, Carnivora, Phocidae. The record is from RefSeq and is a predicted model, not a curated record. The transcript is spliced from 12 exons. The coding region runs from base 280 to 1635 and encodes 451 amino acids. Gene Ontology annotation, cellular component: npBAF complex.